This is a messenger RNA of Mustela erminea (ermine), 638 nucleotides long. RefSeq lists its product as uncharacterized. The record is from RefSeq and is a predicted model, not a curated record. The coding region runs from base 1 to 606 and encodes 201 amino acids. NCBI's taxonomy places the organism in Eukaryota, Metazoa, Chordata, Mammalia, Carnivora, Mustelidae. The transcript has 5 exons.
AUGCUAAAUUUCAAGUGCGAACAUCAUUCGCUCACCAAGAGUGUGUCGGCCGAGUUCACAGGAGUUGUUCGAUCUCACCCACUUCUCUAUGUGAGAGAUCAGCCUGCUAGAACAUGGGACCCUCUGGUCGGCGCAUUAUCUCUGAGAGCCUCCCUUGGAGCUGAAACAACUUACCCCAGGUGUUCUGCCCUCUUCCUAACUCUGCCGCCUGAGGCUGCCAGAGCCCCUCAGGCUGCACCUGCCCCCAGGGCAACCCUGAAAAGAACUGGGGGCAAUGACUGGUUUCCACAAAGCUUUCCUGAAGGCGUUUUGCUGCAGAAAGACCGCUCUAGCAGCGGUGAGCAGGAAGCAUGUGCCCAGGACCCAGGACCUCAGGAAAACCAGGACACGCUGAUGGUCGCUCACCGCUUAUUCCUUCAACGGACAUUGACCAAGAAGAGACCGAAGAACAUCACCCUGGCUGCUGUAUACAGAACGCUUCAAAGAAGGAAGAGAUCCGAAGCAGGGAGACCAAUUAGAAGCCUGCAAGAGCAAACCAGGCAAGAGAUGGCUUGGACCAGUGCAGUAGCAGUGCGGAUGGCCAUGCCCAGCCUUAUUCACAGAUAGAACAAACUCGGUCCCGUGUACCUGUUGUAUUU